ACUACAGGGGAAAGGCCACGGAUCCAUCGGACGGCCGCUCCCGCGCAUCCGACGGUCCAGAUUGCUCCCGCGAGCGCUAUAUCAUCCUUGGCAUCGCAUAGCCCAGCCGCUUGCGUCUCCAUUCGCCGCCGCCUUCCUCCUUAACCCCUCUCAGAUUGGAACUAUGGCCUUGGCUAAUAAGCUUGGUAAUCUGCUCAAGAAAGCCACUAGCUCGAAUCCGACUCUCUAUCAGGCGAUAAGAUGCAUGUCAUCCUCGAAAAUCUUUGUUGGAGGGCUUUCCUACAACACAGAUGAGACAGGUCUGAGAGAGGCGUUUACCCAUUAUGGUGAUAUAAUUGAUGCUAAGAUUAUCGUAGACCAUGAAUCUAGAAGGUCUAGAGGUUUUGGCUUUAUAACUUAUGCGGCAGAGGAUCAGGCAAAAGCUGCCAUCAUGGCCUUAGAUGGAAAGGAACUACAUGGGCGCAACAUACGGGUUAGUGAAGCCAAUGAGCGGACUAGUGGCUUCCGUGGUGGUGGUGGUUAUGGAGGCGGUGCUUAUGGUGGUGGCAGUGGUGGCUAUGGUGGUGGCGGUGGCGGUGGUGGCUAUGGGGGCGGUGGUGGCGGCUAUGGUGGCGGUGGCUAUGCAGGCGGUGGCGGCUAUGGCGGCAGUGGUGGGUAUGGUGGCAACAGGGGUGGUGGCGGUGGUGAUAGUUACAGCACCCCUGUAGGGUCUGGGUACAAUGACACCUUCCCUGCCGGCAACUUUGCUCCUCCUGCCGGUGACAAUUUUGGUGCCAACUUUGGUGGUGACAGUAGUUUCGGUGGAAACCCUGCUGGAAACUAUGGUGCUCCUGGUGUUUUGACAGAUGGUGAUGAGUUCGCCACUGGUGCCCCUGUUUCAAACUCUGAAAAUGCCAAGAAUGAUGAUUUCCCAGAGGACAUCUUCAAGGAUGAUGAGCCUGACAACUAUGCCAACAAGAGGGCCUAGUCUUGUGUCUUCGAGCCUCCUUUGCAUAUCCCUAAUGAUGAACCGUGGAUAAGUGUGUGGUGAAUGAUCAUCCAGAUCAGAUACUUUAUUCAUAGGUAUCUACUGUCUAGAUCAAAAUAACCAAGCCUUAUGCGUGCUACUUUGUGUUGAGGUGACAAUGGCCAUGUGCCUUGAAAUUGGAUGUUUCUUUCUCCUUGCUAGUUAUCUUCCAGUUGUGAUGUUUUUCACAAGUUUAUAGAAUUAUCCGUUUUGCCACCAAUUAACCUGAUUUGUUGCUA
Molecule: messenger RNA, 1245 nt
Organism: Brachypodium distachyon (stiff brome)
Lineage: Eukaryota; Viridiplantae; Streptophyta; Magnoliopsida; Poales; Poaceae
Product: glycine-rich RNA-binding protein 2, mitochondrial
Exons: 5
Coding region: 164-967 (267 amino acids)
Molecular function (GO): RNA binding
Source: RefSeq, a predicted model, not a curated record